This is a messenger RNA of Bactrocera tryoni, 517 nucleotides long. RefSeq lists its product as uncharacterized. The transcript is spliced from 2 exons. The coding region runs from base 21 to 308 and encodes 95 amino acids. The record is from RefSeq and is a predicted model, not a curated record. Lineage: Eukaryota; Metazoa; Arthropoda; Insecta; Diptera; Tephritidae.
AGGCAGUGAAAAUCGAGGAAAUGAGUAAAACGAAAAGCGCUACGACAAGCACACGUAAAAGUAGCCACAACUACGAUUAUCAUGAGAGCGACCAACACGACGAGCUGUCGGAUGAGCUGAGUAUCUCCAGCUCAGAGGACGAUGUUGUGGCCACAAGAAAAUCGCGCAAACUGCAGCCGACAGAUGCCGCUGAUUAUGAGGAGGGUGGUGGCAUAUACGACCGAGGUGGCCGGAGGCGACGCCGCAGCGGCAGUAAGAGACGUCGUAGUCGUGGCAGACGAUCGCGCUCACGCCGUCGUCGCCGCUAGAUGCUUCCUGUUCCUUGCAGUUUUCUUUUUUAUUUUUUGGAUAAAUUUCGUGUAAAAGAAAUUGUAACAUUAUUUAUUUUAUUUUUAUUUUUUGGUCCAACCAACUCUUGACGCGUUGACAAAUUUUGUAUACUCUUCCAUGUAAAUAAAUCGAUUUGUGUAGAAAUAAAUUGCAAGUGAUACUUUAUAAUACAUAAUGUAUGUAUGUA